UUAAGAUAAAAUUAUUAAAUAAUAAAUAAAAAUAAAAUUAAAAAAAAUAUUAAAAUAAUAACACAAUUUACACCAAAUCAAUAUAAUAUAAUAUAAUAUAACGAUAGCCAUAUUUACUUUUAGCUAAAAGAUAAUAAACAAAAAUCCUAAUCAGUUUUUCUUUUUCAUACAAACAAAAAAAAAGCUUUAUCCAUAACAACAAUAACAAUUAAUUAGUCUCCUUAAUCCUUUAAUUACGUGAUGUAAAACUCCACGACAUCAUUUUUAACGCAACAUAGUACGGGAAACAUUUCUUGACUCUCACAAAUCCACCACAAAUCUUUUAAAUCUUUGCAAAUUCUUCUCUUAAUUUUUUUUAAAAAAAAACUAACAAACACAAAAAAGACCCAAAAAUUUAUCUUACUUUAAACAGCUCAUACGUGGCUUUAACUGAGAAAAUCACAAAAAGGGGUUAUAAUUUUCUUGAUUUCUUGAUACAUUUUCUUGAAAUUUCUGUUUUUUUGAGGUACUUUUUAGUUUCACUCUACUCAUUUUUUCAUCUUCCUCUGUUGUUGUCUCUGUUGUUUUUGGAAAAAAAAUACUAUAAAAGGGGUCUUGGUUUCUUGAAAAAUUUCUAAAAGGGGUUAUUUUUCUUGAUUUCUAGGAAGAUUUUCUUGAAAUUUUUCAAAAAGGGGUUAUUUUUCUUGAUUUCUUGAAAAAAUUUCUUGAAAUUUUUUAAGGGUAGUUUAGUUUCAGUGUACUGAUUUUCACUCUUGAUGGCUUGGUAUAAUAGGAAGAUGGUAGUUGUAAUUAAAGAUGAAAUGGCUAUUUGUUUGAAUUGUUCUCCAGAACGUUGUCCUAAAGAAUGUAGGAUUGGUGAAUUUUUUCCUCCUCCUUCUAGUCCCAUUAGAAGUGAAAAUCAUCCUAUGCCUUAUUUUUUUGUUAUUUUGCUUUGUGUUCUUGGGGCAAUGUUUGUGUUCAUUUGUUAUAUGAUUACUCUUAAGAAGUACAACAUGAAUAUGAGGAGAAGUGAUGCUAAUUUGAGUGGAAAUGAUGAUGGUUUUGUUGAUGAGUCAGAUAUGGAUCAUCCAAUUUGGUAUGUACAUACAAUUGGACUACCAAGAUCUGUGAUUGAGUCGAUACCCGAGUUUAAGUAUAUAAAGAUUGAUUAUUUGAUUGAUGGGAUUGAUUGUUCUGUUUGUUUGAGUGAAUUUGAAGAAAAUGAGAGUCUUAGGUUGUUGCCUAAAUGUAGUCAUGCUUUUCAUGUGACUUGUAUUGAUACUUGGUUAAGUUCACAUAUGAAUUGCCCGGUUUGUCGUGCUCCUAUUGUGUCUGAUUUAAAUGCUGCAUUAGGGAUAAACAAUGUGGAAGUUUUUUCAACUGAUGUGGAUGGUUCUAGUGGUGAUGAGGUGAAUCAUGUGGAAAGUCAAGAGUUGGAUGAGGGGGGAAAUGGUGAAAUGAGUGUACGAGAUGAAAAUAUUGUUGCGCUGUCGAAUGAAGAAGGGGAAAUUGUGGGAUUUUUGGAGAAAAUUCAUCAUGUUGUUGAUGAAAAGCCAAAGGGAAAAGGGUUGCGAAUAUGUAGUGAUUUAGCUGAGCAUCGAGGUAAAGCAAACAACGUAAUGCAUACAGAAAUGAGGUCAGUUUCAAUGGAUCCAUCAGCUGUUAUAGUGGUUCGUCGUGCUAUGAGUCAAAUGACUUUGGAUUAUAGCGGUGAAGGGUGUUCUAAUUCGAAGGAUCAACUUGCUGAAGGGAAGGCUGAAAAUUCUGAUGCAGCUGCAAAGAGAGGAAACAGAAACUCGAGGUUAUAUGAAGCGAUGAAGUGUUCUUCCUUUGGUCGUUCGUUGCAAAAAGUGCCAAUUUGUUUGAAGAGGUCCUUCUCUAGCAGUGGUAUUCACAAGUGACAAAGAGAUCAACAACACACAAGUGACAAUCAAUCAAUGUAAGUGAAGCUUUUUAAGACUUCACUAUCUUGAAUUUCAAUACGAGUUCAAGUUUUUGCAUUUGGAAAUCAUAUCGAAAACAUAUUGGCAAACAGUGUCCACACAAUAAGAACUAAUGAACAGCUGAAUUGAGCAGAUUCACAAACUUCAAAAGAAAGAAAAAAAAAAGAGAACUAUAAAUUGGCUUUAAGUUUCAUUUGUCAAUGUUGUUGAUCCACUUAACAAGCAAAUAUGGUACUGUGAUUUCGAUUUGUGAUGAUGAAGGCAGAGAUGUAUCGUUAACGAGAAUGUGAAUGAUAUGUAAGGUUCUUGACAUAAACAGAAUCAAAUUCUGGAAUUUCACUUUGUUGAAAGGAAAAAAAUACUAUUUGUGCUGAUGAAGGUGUCUGUUACCAUAUGCAUCUAUAGUCUAUUAUGUUUUAGUUACCACAUUAUUUCGUUGUUGUUAGUGUUCUUUUGCUCUUUUCCUUAUUAAUUAGACAUGUUUUCAUUAAUCCCGUAUUUUCAUUUACAUAACUACUUUGAUUUGUUGUACCUGAGCUGAGAGCGUCUUUCAGAAAUAACCUCUCCAUUUAUCUGUGUA
This is a messenger RNA of Solanum lycopersicum (tomato), 2502 nucleotides long. RefSeq names its product RING-H2 finger protein ATL54-like. The record is from RefSeq and is a predicted model, not a curated record. Gene Ontology annotation, molecular function: transferase activity. Gene Ontology annotation, biological process: protein ubiquitination. NCBI's taxonomy places the organism in Eukaryota, Viridiplantae, Streptophyta, Magnoliopsida, Solanales, Solanaceae.